Molecule: messenger RNA, 1272 nt
Organism: Saxophila tyrrhenica
Lineage: Eukaryota; Fungi; Ascomycota; Dothideomycetes; Mycosphaerellales; Extremaceae
Exons: 3
Coding region: 1-1272 (423 amino acids)
Source: RefSeq, a predicted model, not a curated record
AUGGACGAGCUUCUCAACUCGCUAAUCACUCCCAGCCAGGAGCAACUGCAGGAGGCAAAGAUCGCUAUCGAAGAGUUCCGACAAAAAAACCAGCAAGAGCAACACAAUCCCAACAUGGCCGCAGCGGCGAUCGUGCCGUUGCCAGAUUCUGAACAUGAGAUCGUUCUCCCACACCGUACUUCUAUCGGCCAGGCUGCGCGCGGCGAACAACCUGCUCCCCUAACAUCGUCCGACGGAGACAGCAUAGCAGCGUCCGGCAUCAGAUCACUCGGCGAACUCUUCGCCUCUCGAACAGACCCAGACAUCGCCCUGGAACUGCAAUCGAUCGAAGACUUCGAGCUCCAAAACCCCUACCAGCCCAACCCACCUGCAAAAGUCGUCCCUCUACCCUCAAGCAAAGGCAACUACGAAAGCACCGUCAAGCUCCACCACCUCUGCGACCAGCGCGGCGUCAGACCCGAAUUCACCUACAACGAACCCUCUGCGUUCCGUUUCUCGGCCAAGGUCGAGAUCGGCUCCCUCUCCUUCCAGACUCCCAACAGCUUUCCCACCAAGAAGCAGGCCAAAGACGCCGCUUGCAGCCUCGCCCUCUCCGAACCGUCGAAUCUGGACGCUGUAGCGGGCGUGAAGCGCAAGGCUCCCCUGGUCGCCGACGUGGGUCCGGAAGUAGACAGGAGCGAAGACUGGAUUAGCAUUCUUCACGACUAUGCGCAGCGGAAGAAGGUCGCUUUCGCAGAAUACCACGAGUCUAUGUCCGAAAACCCCCCUUUCCGCUUCGGCUGCACCGUCAACAUCUCAGGUGGCCCAGCGGAACCCUUCGGCCAAGAUCUCGGCCCCUUCAACUCCAAACAAGCCGCCCGCACCUCCGCAGCCAAAGAAGCGGUCCUCUGGCUUCGCGCCCAAGGCGUCCUCCGCGCCGCCCCGUCCAAGCGCGCCAGACCCGAGUUCCAGGACGUCGUGAACAAGAGUCUGCAGGAGGUGGACUCCGCGCCUCUGCCGGUGCGUGUGCAUCAUUUGGUCGCUGCGUUGGGGUUCAGUCAGCCGCGGUUCGAUUGUCGGUUGUCAAAGACGAAGCUCGGGGAUGUGCAGGUCGGGGUGCCGAUUUAUGAUGCGGCGGUUUUCUUUGAUGAGAGGGAUGUUGUGAGGGAGCCGAGGUUGGCGGGGCCGAUUGGGAGGGUGGAGCAGGUGCAUGGGCAGAAGAAGGCGAAGGAGGCUUGCUAUGAGCAGCUGCUUAUCACCCUUCAACAAAUCCAGAGCAGCAGGGGUGGGUAG